UAUGAAAUAGAAGACAAAAGCAGUGUGAAAAGAAGAAGCUGAGUGCUUCACUUUCACUGUCUCUCCUCAUAAGCAGAUUCAUAUAUCACUUUCACUUCUUGCCCAUUCCGAGUUGUCUUGUUUACUUGAUCACAGUCAGCACAAAAUUUCAGAAUUGAUGAUUCUUUUAUUUCUUCUAUUCUGAACACAGAAAAAGGAAAUUUCUUGGCGUAGAACCGUUGAAGUCUGUCCCCUUACUAUACUCAACCCUUCUUCAAUUUUCUUUAUAUUAAUUGUUCUUGUUGGUUCAGUUUGGCCUAUACCACCUGAAAAUUAAAAUGACGAGGCUUUUAAAGGAAAAGGUUCUGUUAUUGUCAUCCAUCUUUAUUCUUUCACUAAUCACUACUCAAGCCUGCAACCAGACAUGCGGUGGCCAACAAUUUCCUUACCCUUUUGGAUUCUCUUCCGAUUGCCCUAUCCAUUUGAAUUGUAGUCCAGAAGGACAAAUUCUUAUCAAUCAGCAAUUUCCUGUUCAAAAGGUAACCCAAGAGAAAAUAAGAAUCAAUCUCGAGCCCAAUUGCAACCGUUCAAUCCAAGCCUUUAAAAGUCUGUUUACUAGAAACUUCGCUCCCAAAUCAACUAACGCAAUUCUAUUACACAACUGCUCCUCCUCCACGCUCUUACCAUGUAAUAUACCUGCCAUGAGCGUGGAGACUCAUUUCGAGUCACUUAAAUGUUCAAAUAAUAGCAAGAUGAGUUGCCUUUUUGAUCUUACUCCAGAUGGUUUCUUUCACCGAAAUGAUACUCAGCUUAACCAGUGCCGGAAUCUUUUAUCAUCGAUAUCAUCGGCGCCUCUUGAAGGUUCUGUGUCUUUGGACGUUCAGAUGAUGGAGCUAGGGUGGUGGCUUCUUGGCGAUUGCCAUUGUUCUGAUCAUGCCGAUUGUAACAGAUUUAAGACUCCUCAUCGAGGACUAAUGGGUUAUCAGUGUCAGUGCAAAGAUGGAUUCGACGGUGAUGGAUAUGCUGCUGGUGCCGGAUGCCGGCAAGCCUCUUGCGGUGUAGUAAAUUAUUUGUCUGGUAAAUGCGGAGGUGCUGCUGGACUUGCCAUUUUGAUCGGAGGAAUCAGUGCAGCAGCAGGUUCUUUAAUGGCUAUGGGUCUGGUAUGCUGUUUCAUCCGAAGACGGUCCACCUCAAAAGCCAAAGGUUUAAGAAAACUCCAGUUAUCUGAAGCUACAGGAAUUGACAUUCCUAUCUAUCACUACAAAGAAAUAGAGAAAGCUACAAAUAGUUUUUCUGAGAAUCAAAGGCUUGGAACUGGAGCUUAUGGAACUGUUUAUGCUGGUAAACUUCAUAAUGAUUUAUGGGUUGCUAUUAAAAGGAUCAAACCUAGAGAUACUGACAGCACUACGCAAGUGUUGAAUGAAAUCAAGCUCAUUUCGUCGGUCAAUCAUCCAAAUUUAGUUAGGCUCUUAGGUUGUUCUAUAGAAAAUGGUGAACAAAUUCUUGUAUACGAAUUCAUGCCUAAUGGGACAUUGUGUCAGCAUUUACAAAGAGAGAAAGGCGAAGGACUUGCCUGGCCAAUUCGUCUCACUAUUGCUACUGAAACUGCUCAAGCUAUAGCUUAUCUUCAUUCUGCUAUUGACCCUCCAAUAUACCAUAGAGAUAUAAAGUCAAGCAACAUUCUUCUAGACUAUAAUUACCGGUCAAAAGUUGCAGAUUUUGGUCUUUCAAGACUAGGCAGGACUGAAAUAUCUCACAUCUCAACCGCUCCGCAAGGCACUCCAGGCUACCUUGACCCUCAAUAUCAUCAGAAUUUUCAUCUUUCAGAUAAAAGCGAUGUUUAUAGUUUCGGGGUAGUUCUUGUCGAGAUAAUAACAGGCUUGAAAGUGGUUGAUUUUAACAGGCCCACAAAUGAUGUGAAUUUAGCUGCUCUUGCAACUGAUAGAAUUGGAAAGGGGAAAUUAGAGGAGAUUAUAGAUCCAUUUCUUGAUGUCCAUAACGAUAACUGGACUCUUUCUUCUGUAUACAAAGUAGCAGAAGUAGCAUUUAGAUGCCUGGCGUUCGAUAGAGACGUGAGGCCUUCAAUGAUAGAAGUUGCAGCUGAAUUAGAUCAAAUAAGGAUAAGUAGAUGGGCGCAGUCAGAGGAAACGAAUUACACAGCUUCAUCAAAUGAAUCUUGCUGCUCUUCUUCAUCCAACAUCAGUGAGAAGGCUUUGAGCUUGACUGAGAAGAAUAAAGAUGAAUUGGAAAGUAGAGGUUUAACUACAGAGGCCAUUAGUGAGAAAGAAUGGGCAAAGGAUAGUUCACCUGUUUCUGUUCAAGAUCUAUGGUUAAGUGAACACAGCUCACCUUCAUCAAGAAGCUUGAUAUAUAAUGCAAUUUAGUGAUUUGAAGUGCUUUUGUUGAUGAUGGUUAAUUAAUUUCAUUUCUCUGUGAAUAUUAUCAACAUCAAUUUUGAGAUUAACAUUUUACAUUUUUAGCA
Jatropha curcas is the source of this 2461-nucleotide messenger RNA. RefSeq names its product wall-associated receptor kinase-like 14. The record is from RefSeq and is a predicted model, not a curated record. NCBI's taxonomy places the organism in Eukaryota, Viridiplantae, Streptophyta, Magnoliopsida, Malpighiales, Euphorbiaceae. Gene Ontology annotation, biological process: protein phosphorylation. Gene Ontology annotation, molecular function: ATP binding; protein kinase activity.